AACUCACCUAGCUAGCUAACGUCAGUUGUGCUAGCAAAAUAUGUAGUUUAUCUGACAAAUGCCAUUCCACUGUCAUGGUUUCCAAUUCCCAAAAUGUGAUAUUGCAUUGAAUUAAGUAUGUAAUCCUCAAUUAACAGUGUAUAAUUUUUAGAAUUUUAGUUAGCUAGCUAUCCAACUUUGAAGUAUUAGUCUUAGAAAACAGGUCAGAACUCUUAUCUCUCGAAGCCACUAUCACUUGCAUGCUAAUCAAGCUUUCCAGUCCUCAAAUGAUGCUGUUUCAAGGGGCUUCAAAGGUUUCUGUUGAAUUAGAGGGCUUUUGAGUGGGGAUUAAGUGUUUUUGUUUUGUGUUCCCAAUGCUGUAAUGAAACUUAAUCAGUCAUCUGGUUUGCUUGCUAACAUCUAUCUAGGGUUUUUUGUCCCCCAGAUCAGUACCAUGGUCACAGAAGGGGAGCCCACAGACUUGGUUAAAGUGCUGCACCUGCUGGUGCUGUCCUUCGCAUGGGGAAUGCAGUUGUGGGUCUCCUUUAUAGCAGGUUUUGCACUGGUGAAGCAGGUAACACUGCACACCUUUGGGCUGGUGCAAAGCAAGCUGUUCCCUGUCUAUUUCUAUUGCCUACUGGGCAGCAACUCUGUCAGCCUUGCCGUGUAUGCAGUCUACCACCCCAGAGAGCUGCUGGAUUGGCACGAAAGCCUGCAGAUGGCCCUGUACUUUGUGGCAGUCAUCAUGGCAGGUCUAAACGCACAGUGGUUCGGCCCGUCAGCCACAGAGGUCAUGUUCAAGCUGCGGGAGGUGGAGCAGGAGCAUGGCCUGGGGAACCAGAUAGGGAGAGGGAGCCAGAAGGAAGCCUACGCCAAACUCCGGGAGCAGGACUCCAAGUACAAGGCAUACAAGAGCACCUUUGGCCGCUAUCAUGGCCUGUCCAACCUAUGCAACCUGAUUGGGUUUAUCUGCACAACCACCAACAUAGUGUACACAGCUCUCAAUUUACACUCCAUUUAGAGAUUAUUUGUAUAUAUAUGUGGUGUUGUACUUGGUGACAGGUUUCCAAAUUGUCUGUCAACAGUGCCUUGCAAAAGUAUUCAUCCUCCUUGGCGUUUUUCCUAUUUUGUUGCAUU
This is a messenger RNA of Coregonus clupeaformis (lake whitefish), 1116 nucleotides long. RefSeq names its product transmembrane protein 205-like. The transcript is spliced from 3 exons. Bases 362 to 1000 code for a protein of 212 amino acids. NCBI's taxonomy places the organism in Eukaryota, Metazoa, Chordata, Actinopteri, Salmoniformes, Salmonidae. The record is from RefSeq and is a predicted model, not a curated record.